AUGCCACACUACAGCGACUCGCGGGCGAUUAACUUUGAUCACUACGCGGGUCACAUUCGCUUGCCGAGCAAUGGCCAAAAGAUGUUUUACUGGCUCGUCGAGUCGGAAUCGAACCCGUUGACCGACCCGUUGGUGUUGUGGCUCAAUGGUGGACCAGGUUGCUCGUCGCUCGGUGGGUUCUUCAACGAGUUGGGCCCGUUUGUCGUCGAAAGCGAUCUGAGUGUGAAGCGCAACCCGUACGCGUGGAACCGCAAGGCGAACGUGGUGUUUCUCGACUCGCCGGCCGGCGUCGGCUUCAGCCAACCGUUGCUGGAUGCCUCGAAGUACAACGACGAGUUCACGGCCAGUCGUAUUCACGAAUUCCUGGAGGAGUUCUUGGCCAUGUACCCAACAUAUUCCGACCGACCGCUCUACAUCACGGGCGAGAGCUACGCUGGCAUGUACAUCCCGUAUUUGGUGCAAAAAUUAGUGGAGUUGCCGAUCCCGCAUCUGAAAUUGACCGGGUACGCGAUCGGCAAUCCGUUUACAGACACCAUCAUCGACGCGUCGGCGUACUUGGACUACUUCUACACACAUGCGCUGAUGUCGCUCAAGGCGUACGAGCUCGGUCGACGGGUGUGUGGAGCGACGGGCGUGUCUGGGUGUUUUUAUGGCGGCAACGAGUGCCCAACCGAGUGCUUGGCGGUGUUGGUGGAAGCUGGCUUUGGCCAAGAGAGCAUGCUCGACCCGUCCGACAUUUUCGGCGACGUGUGCCUUGCGACUCAAUCGGCCACCCUGACUACGUUCAUGGCGCAACAAGCCACACGAUAUCGGCGCACGAGCGCCACGAAAAACAUUCGGCCACUCACCCAUCGCGGUGUCGUCGGCCCUUGUCAAAUGCAAUACACGACGAAAUACUUGCAGCUAUACGCGGUCCAACACGCACUGCACGUGUACGACGUGCACGUGAACUGGGCGCCGUGCAACGACCACGUCGCGGCUCGGUACACGCGGAGUCGGUCGUCGUUGCCAAUGUACAAGUCGAUCCUUCAAUCGGGGCUGAAGGCGCUCAUAUACAGCGGCGACGCCGAUGCGACGGUGCCUUUUCUUGGGACCGAGCGCUGGCUCUCGUCGGCUGGUGGCGACCUGGUCACGGCAGCGGCAUCGUCACAUGGCUCAAAUCAAAGCCGCGGCCUCCAACUGCCCAUCUUGGCCCCGUGGCAAGCCUGGUUUGGACCAGACAAGCAACUCGCGGGGUACUCGACGCGGUACACCAAUGUCACGUUUACAACUGUCAAAGGGGCGGGGCACAUGGUCCCAGCCACACGACCGCUCCACGCCCUGUUCAUGAUUGAGUGUUUCCUCCAUGGCGACCACCAAUGCGCCUCGUUCACGUACCCGAAGGACGCUUUGGAAUACUUGAGCGGAGCCGAUCCGAGCGUUGCAGUCGGGUCGGACGCUGAUCGAAGCGGAGCUCUCAUUCCAUGGGCAAUCACGGCCGUCGUCGUCGUGCUCGGGUCUGUGAUUGGCCUUGUGUUUUGGGCCAAGAAGGAGCCUCCGCAGUACGUUGAGCUUAGCGUCGAGAAAUCCACCGUGAGUUCGCGGUCGCUGUCGACCACCGGUCUGUAUCGAUAGAAAUGUCAAUGACGUCCAAUGUGGUUUGUCGGGGGUUUCCGACGCAAUGUGGCGAAUGUGU
This is a messenger RNA of Aphanomyces invadans, 1675 nucleotides long. RefSeq lists its product as hypothetical. Gene Ontology annotation, molecular function: serine-type carboxypeptidase activity. NCBI's taxonomy places the organism in Eukaryota, Oomycota, Saprolegniomycetes, Saprolegniales, Verrucalvaceae. Gene Ontology annotation, biological process: proteolysis. The coding region runs from base 1 to 1614 and encodes 537 amino acids. The transcript has 3 exons. The record is from RefSeq and is a predicted model, not a curated record.